GAGAAGUGGUCAAGAUUAAUAAAAACAACACAGCCGUAAUAGUCACUGCGCCAAUAUUUACUGAGAUAUGUGUAGAUAGAAAAAGAAAAAGUGUUUUGCAUUUUUUUAACCCGUUAACCGUGUAUUAUGAAAUAACCUGUUAAGACUGGUUAUGUAUUGUAUAAAAACUGGUUAUUCAAUUAACCGGUUAUUUUUGCCCAUCCCUAUUUCAUAACUCUCUUCGAAUCAUAACCUAACCUUUAACAUUUUCCAAAACACUUCCCAUGAUAUCAUCAACAAAAUCUCAAGUUUCAUCAUUCAUCGAGACCCUUUAAGUAUACCAACCAAAUACAUACCUGAUGCCCGUUAUCCUUUUAUUGCCCCUUUUCAGAUACCAUCCACACAUACACUUUAGAUUCUAUUCAAAAUCAUCAAAACACCACAUUCUGGAUUUACUAAAAAGCAUGCCCAAAGAGCCAAAACACAUCGCUGAAGCUCAGCAGCAACGAAAGAAGAUUAAAGAGAGGAUAUCUAAAUAUGUGCCUGGAAAAGUCACACUUCAAGUGCUUGGGAGUGGCGCUAGAGGUGCACCUAGAGCAUUGUAUAUGUUUUCAGACCAGUCGAGGUACUUGUUUAAUUGUGGAGAGGGAACUCAAAGACUGGCCCAUGAACAUAAAAUGAAAUUAGCUCGACUUGAGCAUAUUUUUAUCACUCAACCAGUGUGGAAAAAUAUUGGGGGCUUACCAGGUACAGCGUUGACAAUACAAGAUGUUGGAGUUCCUGAGAUUACACUGCAUGGACCACCUGGGCUGGAUGAAAUAUUUGGUGCUACAAAGAGAUUUGUAGUCAUAAGAGACUUGAAGAUUCACAUGGCACAAUGUAAGGAAUCAGACGAAUUUAGUGAUAAUGUGAUGUCUGUAAAAUAUGUACCACUAACAAUGAGUGCAGAGGACAUCUACAAUGUAGAUGAUACAAUACCAGAAGAUGGUGAAAAAUCGAAGGAUUCAGAAGUAAAUGCAAUUGCUGAUCAGUUGGAUGCCACUACAUCAACUAGGAGAUGUAGAAGUCGGAAGGGAAGAAGUAGAUCAAGUUCUAGGAAUGCUUUACAGAGUGAAGAUAUUGUACAAGAUGAUACGGACUACUAUGCGCACGAACGUAAGAGAAAACGUAGACAUAGAACUCGAUCCAGAACUCCAGAUCGUUCCAGAUCCCACAGCCUUGACAGUGGCAGUACACAGUCAUCAGGCGUGAUAUCAUCAGAUUCCCAACAAAUUCUGCAAGAAACGAAAGAAAAAGGCGUUUCCAUGUGUUACAUCUGCAGGCUGCAACCAAGACCAGGUGCUUUGAACCUUGAUAGAUGCGUGAAGAUGGGCGUACCCCCAGGGCCGUUACUGGGGAAGCUCAAAUCUGGGGAAGAUGUCACUCUCAAAGAUGGGACAGUUGUUUGUUCCAAGGAUGUCUGUGAGCCUGAUGAUCCCGGACCCAUAUUCAUCGUUGUGGACUGUCCAGCUGUGGACUAUAUCGACUCACUUCUGAACAACGAGUCUUUAAAGCAACAUCAGCGUUUUGCAAAGUCGGAUGAUUGUGUCGCCAGUUUAGUGGUUCAUUUUACAGCUAAAGAAGUUAUGGAACAUCCCAGCUACAAGAAAUGGGUAGACGAAUUUCCGCCAAGUACACAACACCUGGUAUUGAAUGAAAGUAAUACAUGUAUGGGCAGUUUGGCGGUACACAGGAUACAAUACAAACUUAACUUACUUUCUGAAGAUAUGUUUCCUUUGCUAGGUGACAGAGGGACACCCACAGUUAAUGAGGUACCGGGUCUUCAUGUGAAUAAAAAACAGAAAUUCGAAAAUGGAAUUGAAAAUAAAGAUGCUAUAAACAAUACGCAAAAUGACUUAGAAAAUUUAUCAGUGCAAUCGAGACCAACUAGCCCUAGUGAACCAUAUAUAUUUCCUAAUACUUUUUGUAGUAUUCAUCUUAGGCCGAACAAAGGUGUAGAUAGAUCAUUAAGUUUGAAACUGAAUCCUCAUGAGUUUAUCAGUGAAACGAUGGAGGUUGAAAAUUUCUCCAGUGUGUUACAGACAUUGAAACAAACUCUCUAUCAGCAUAGAAAAAAUCUAAAUAUAAGGGAAUAUCCAAAAAUUUUAUUUUUGGGAACAGGCUCUUGUAUACCAAAUAAAACGAGGAAUACUAGUGGAAUACUGUUAGCUACAAGUGACACACAGAACAUGCUCCUAGAUUGCGGAGAAGGCACUUACGGACAAUUGGUCCGAUUUUUCGGCCCCGACAACGUGGACGAAAUCCUAAUCAAUAUCAACGCUGUAUACAUCUCGCAUUUACACGCUGACCAUCACAUUGGCCUGAUUGGCUUUUUGCAAGGCAGACGGAGAGCUUUGGAUAGACUGGAUGUGGAUAGGGGUCCGGUGUAUCUGUUCGCUCCUAAACAGAUCAUGGCUUGGUUGAGUUUCUAUGAUCGCUGCUUCGAGAAUAUCAGGAACGAGUUUGUUUUGGUCCCAAACGGGGAAUUGCUAUACAACAACCACAGUAUGUCGGAAACAACCAAUUCGCUAAUACUGCACGAAAUAGGACUAAAGGAUAUCAAGACUUGUUACGUGAGGCAUUGUCCGAACGCGUUUGGCCUAUCCAUCAUCAGCUUAGAUGGCCACAAAUUGACGUAUUCGGGUGACACCAUGCCAGCAAAUUCGCUUGUCGAACUAGGACAAAACAGCGAUGUUCUUAUCCACGAAGCUACUAUGGAAGAUGAGCUGGCUCAUGAAGCAAUUAUCAAAAUGCACUCAACAACAACGCAGGCGAUCGAAAUUGGACAAAAAAUGAAAGCCAAAAAUAUUUUACUGACGCACUUCAGUCAACGAUACGCCAAACUGCCCAGGUUUAACGACAAUUUUGCUGAAAAUGUUGGGAUUGCUUUUGACAAUAUGCAGGUAAAACUGGAUGAAUUGCAGUUACUUCCCUUGUUAUAUCCUGCUCUCAAGACAAUGUUUGCUGAACAUUGCGAAGAAUUAGAGCAUAAGGCUGUGAAAAGACAACUUAAACUGGAAAGAGAAAGAAGUCUUUCAAGAGAUAGGCAUGCCAAGCAGAAAAUGAGCACUUAGCCACUGUUUUUAUAUAUUGAAUGAAUAAAUUCUAUUUAUUACUCGAUGUUAUUUAUUAAAUUAACGAAAAAAAACUUUCAAA
Messenger RNA from Acanthoscelides obtectus, 3174 nucleotides. The record is from the annotation of a GenBank genome assembly. Lineage: Eukaryota; Metazoa; Arthropoda; Insecta; Coleoptera; Chrysomelidae.